Messenger RNA from Penicillium subrubescens, 1311 nucleotides. RefSeq names its product nitrilase. NCBI's taxonomy places the organism in Eukaryota, Fungi, Ascomycota, Eurotiomycetes, Eurotiales, Aspergillaceae. Bases 1 to 1311 code for a protein of 436 amino acids. The record is from RefSeq and is a predicted model, not a curated record. The transcript has 2 exons. Gene Ontology annotation, molecular function: catalytic activity.
AUGCCCUCCCUAACAGUAGCAAUCUCCCAAUCCCGCACCCUCCCCACAACACCCCAAACCCUCGCCGCCCUCGAACGAACAACCCACCUCGCCGCCCGCCGCGGCGUCCACCUCCUCCUCUUCCCAGAAGCCUAUCUCGGCGGGUACCCGCGCACAUGCGCCUUCGGUACGGCGGUGGGUAGUCGGGACCCUCGCGGGCGCGACCAAUUCCUGGCUUAUUUCAAGGAUGCGGUUGAUCUUGGCGAUACGCCUGCUGGGGCUGGGGAGGAUUGGGUGGAGAGACGGUUGAGUGUUGCAGUGGGCAAGACGCAGAGGGGGGAUGGGACGAGGGAGUUUUUGGAGAGGGUUGCGAAGGAGACGGGGGUUUUUUUGGUUGUUGGGGUUGUGGAGAGGGCUGGGGGGAGUUUGUAUUGUUCGGUGGUUUAUGUUGAUCCGAGUAGGGGGACGUUGGGGAAGAGGAGGAAGGUUAUGCCGACUGGAUCGGAGCGUCUUAUCUGGGCUCAGGGUUCACCGUCGACACUUCGAGCCGUUACUACCACCCUGAACGGUAUACCACUGACCCUAGCCGCGGCAAUAUGCUGGGAAAAUUACAUGCCCCUCCUCCGACAGAGUCUAUACUCCCAAAACGUCAACAUCUAUCUCGCUCCCACGGCCGAUGCCCGAGACACUUGGUUAUCACUAAUGCGCACCGUCAGCCAAGAAGGGCGAUGUUUCGUCCUCUCUGCAAACCAAUGUGUUCGUGCCAACGAGCUUCCAGAUUGGGUUACCGGUCAAACCAAGGGAACAGAAUCAGGCGCAGUUCCCAGGAAAAUCGUUGCCUCGCCAUUGCCAACACAGGACAUGCCGAGCGGGCGAAAAUUAUCCAUCACACCAGAAGGUCCACAUGAAAUUGCCUGGCCUCAGUGCUCGACUCAUGCAGACAACCAGCCAGUUACUGAAACGACUACCUCAAUCUCAAAGAUUGACCUUUCCAGCUCUGACUCCGAGUAUAUCUGUCGCGGCGGGAGUUGCAUUAUCUCGCCCCUUGGCGAAGUCCUAGCCGGACCUUUGUGGGAGGUUUGUACCGAUGAUACACCGGAUAGUGAGGAGGCGGCUGUUAGUACUGCACCGCUUGGUAUGUCCGCUGCGGAGAGGGAGGGUGGUACUGGUACUAAUGCCGUUGCGGCUGGGGAUGGACUCGCUAUUGCGAAGAUUGAUCUGGAUGAUUGUGAGCGUGGACGAUUGGAUUUGGAUGUUGCGGGUAGCUAUUCGAGGAGUGAUGCGUUUAAGUUUAGUGUUGAGGGGUUGGAUUUGAAUCCCCCUCCUAUUUGA